Messenger RNA from Dovyalis caffra, 243 nucleotides. The record is from the annotation of a GenBank genome assembly. NCBI's taxonomy places the organism in Eukaryota, Viridiplantae, Streptophyta, Magnoliopsida, Malpighiales, Salicaceae.
AUGUGGAGGCUCAAGAUCGCAGAGGGUGGCGGCGAUGAGUACUUAUAUAGCACAAAUAAGUUUGUAGGGAGGCAGACGUGGGAGUAUGAUCCUCAUGCUGGCACGCCUGAGGAGAGAGCUGAGGUUGAAGAAGCUCGUCUCAAUUUCUACAACAACCGUCAUCAUGUCAAGCCCAGCGGUGACCUCCUCUGGCGUAAGCAGGAUAUUUUGUUCUUGGUUUCGUCUUGUUUUGUGGAAAAAUGA